Messenger RNA from Fusarium fujikuroi IMI 58289, 1899 nucleotides. RefSeq names its product probable extracellular elastinolytic metalloproteinase precursor. The record is from RefSeq and is a predicted model, not a curated record. Lineage: Eukaryota; Fungi; Ascomycota; Sordariomycetes; Hypocreales; Nectriaceae. Bases 1 to 1899 code for a protein of 632 amino acids. Gene Ontology annotation, molecular function: zinc ion binding; metalloendopeptidase activity. The transcript has 4 exons.
AUGCGUUUCUCUGACUCUCUCCUCCUCAUCGGCCUCUCCAGCCUCGCUGGUGCUCACCCCAGCAGAAGGGCUCCUAACCCUUCACCACUGAGCAAGCGUGGCCUCGACCUGGAAGCUUUCAAGCUUCCUCCUAUGGCCGAGUACGUUCCUCAGGACGAGGUUCCUGAUGAUGUCAGUGCCAAGCUCAUCACCAAGCGAGCUGACUAUACCGAGACUGCCAAGGACUUGGUCAAGUCGACGUUCCCCAAGGCUACUUUCCGCAUGGUCAAUGAUCACUACAUUGGUUCCAACGGAAUUGGGCAUGUGAAUUUCCGCCAGACGGUUAAUGGUAUUGAUAUCGAUAAUGCUGAUUUCAACGUCAACAUUGGCGCUGAUGGAGAGGUCUUCUCCUACGGAAACAGCUUCUACGAUGGCAAGCUUCCUGGACCUCUCACCAAGCGUGAUGAGAAGGACCCAGUCGACGCUCUGAAGGACACAGUCGAUGUGCUUUCUCUCCCUGUUGAGGCUGAGAAGGCUAAGGCUGAGAAGAAGAGCAAGAACCACUACACCUUCACCGGUACCAAGGGUACCGUCAGCAAGCCUGAGGCUAAGCUCACCUACCUUGUUGAUGAGAACAAAGAGCUCAAGCUCACUUGGAGAGUUGAGACUGAUAUCGUUGAUAACUGGCUGUUGACUUAUGUCAACGCUGCCAAGACUGAUGAGGUUGUCGGUGUUGUUGACUACGUCAACGAGGCUACAUACAAGGUCUAUCCUUGGGGUGUUAACGAUCCUUCCAAGGGAUCUCGAACCACUGUUACAAACCCGUGGAACCUCGAGGCCUCCAAGUUCACCUGGCUCAGCGACGGCUCAAACAACUACACCACCACUCGCGGAAACAACGGAAUUGCCCAAGUUAAUCCCAGCGGAGGCUCUACCUACUUGAACAACUACCGUCCUGAUAGUUCUUCGCUGAAGUUCGAGUAUGACUACUCCACCAGCACCACUACACCCACCACCUACCGCGAUGCUUCCAUCGCCCAGCUUUUCUACACUGCCAACAAGUACCACGAUCUUCUUUACCUUCUUGGCUUUACCGAGAAGGCUGGUAACUUCCAGACCAACAACAAUGGUCAGGGUGGUGUAGGAAACGAUUUUGUUAUCCUCAACGCCCAGGACGGAAGUGGUACCAACAACGCCAACUUCGCUACUCCUGCUGACGGUCAGCCCGGUCGCAUGCGAAUGUACCUCUGGACCUACAGCACACCCCAGCGCGACUGCAGUUUCGACGCUGGUGUUGUCAUCCACGAGUACACUCACGGUCUCUCCAACCGUCUCACUGGUGGCCCUGCUAACUCAGGCUGUCUUCCCGGUGGUGAGUCUGGUGGUAUGGGUGAAGGCUGGGGUGACUUUAUGGCUACUGCUAUCCACACCACAUCCAAGGAUUCCCGCUCUAGCAACAAGGUCAUGGGUGACUGGGUCUACAACAACGCAGCCGGCAUCCGCGCUUAUCCCUACAGCACCAGCCUUACCACUAACCCCUACACUUACAAGAGUGUCAACAGUCUCAGUGGAGUCCAUGCUAUUGGUACCUACUGGGCUACUGUCCUGUAUGAGGUUAUGUGGAACCUCAUCGACAAGCACGGGAACAGUGAUUCGGAUGAGCCCAAAUUCAGCAACGGCGUUCCUACCGACGGUAGAUAUUUAAUCAUGAAGCUUGUAGUGGACGGAAUGAGUCUGCAACCCUGCAACCCCAACAUGGUUCAGGCCCGCGACGCCAUCAUCGACGCCGAUACCGCUCUUACUAAGGGAGCUAACAAGUGCGAGAUCUGGAAGGGCUUUGCCAAGCGUGGUCUUGGAACUGGUGCCAAGUACAGUGCUUCCAGCCGAACUGAGAGCUUCGCUCUCCCAUCCGGAUGUUAA